AUGUUUGAUGUGCAAGCUAUCAAUCUUCAUGAGUUCCAAGUGUUGGCAGGAUCAAGUAAUUAUGUGGUUGAUUUUCUGCAUAAGACAUGUACUUGUCGUGUGUUUGAUGUUGACAAGAUACCAUGUCAACAUGCCAUUGCUGUUGCAAAGAAAACAGGAGUGGAUCCACAGUUGCUUGCUGAUCCUUACUACACAAAGCCGUACUGGUUUUCGGCUUACUCAGAGAGCAUAAAACCUGCUGAAGAGCUGCCUGAGUUGAGCGCUGAUAACAUUGGUCAGAUAUGUUUGCCUCCGGAUACACAUGUAGGAGUCCAGGAAGUACGAAAAGAGGAGAUACCAAGGAAUUGA
This is a messenger RNA of Microthlaspi erraticum, 348 nucleotides long. Lineage: Eukaryota; Viridiplantae; Streptophyta; Magnoliopsida; Brassicales; Brassicaceae. The record is from the annotation of a GenBank genome assembly.